CACGCCGGAAGCGGUAGCGCGGGUGGCGCGGUGCUGUACGAGGACCUGCCGGAAGCGGUGACGCACUCGCAGCUGCACAAUCACCUGCCGAGCCAUCAUCCGAGCCAGGCGCCGACGAUCGAGAUGCUGGACGUGAAGGAUAGCAACCGAGGGGUGUUCGUGUGUAGCAGUCCAGGUCCUGAUCCGUACACGUCGCAGGACCUCUACAAUCCUGUCUACGAGGAGCUCAGCAACGGGGACCAUCCGGAAACGGACGAGGAGAGCGAGCUGAACGCACGGAACAGACUGCACCAUCAUCAUCACCAUCAUCGGCAUCAUCAUCGGCCGUCGUCGAAGCCGGCGAGCGAGGACGAGUUCGCCGAGGACGAACUGUCGGUCGGCGAACCGUCCGAGGCCAGGAUGCUGACGUCGACCGGCCCGACCUGGGGCACCUGUCCUGCCGGUGGCAGGCCAUCGCGAGAGAAACGGGGCAGGAGUCCCAGGAGCCUCGACAGACGCAGGAGAGACAAGAAUCACGAUGUGGGAGAAUUUCACGAGGGAAUGCUGCUGGACGCGUUGCUGCAGCUCUAUCCCAGCGUCGCAGGUGUAGCUGGCAACCGAUCGAAUAGCAAUCAACGACAACAGUCCGUCCCUUCGGUGGCCCACAGGUUACCCUAUUUCGUGCCACCGAUGCCAGCCACCCAGGCGCUCAGGGUCGAGGAGAACCCGUACGAGAGCGUACCAGUGUUAGGCCCUCUCCAUCACUAUUCCAGCCAAAGCAGAAGCAACAAGGACAGGUCACGCAAGUCGAACGACAAGUACAAGUACUCGACGCAAUACGGGGCCGAGUAUUACGGGCUGCAGAACCAGGACACGACCCCUGUGUACACGCAGGUCGGAGGAGAGUAUACGGACACCUAUUCGCAGCCGACUGACCGUCUUUACAACGAGGACAAAUACACGCAACCGGUGUAUUACGCGACGAGGGACGGCGACCAGAUUUCUUCCGGCAGGUUGUACCAGGCCCAACCGGACAGCAGUUUCGGUAGCGAUAGCGGGUACAGCCAUCACACUUCCGGUACGACCGGCACCACCGGCACACGCAGCAGCAACUCGAGGACAAAUCAUAGGAAGGACAAACACCGGAAUUCGCAUCAUUCCCAUCAUUCCGCGGACUACAUCGUGUCCUAAUGCUCGACCGUGAACGGUACGCUUCGAACGAAGGACAAUCUGCGAAGAUGACGAAGAUCGGAUGAAUGUUGUAAUUACUUUUCUAAAAAGUAACGAUCCCGCGUUUUCUUUCGCGUAUUUAUUUUGUAAAUCGUUUUUAUUCUGUUUCUUUUUUAUCGGAAGAAUAGAGUAUUUUAUUUUCGUACGCCAGGCAACGAGAGGCUUGCGCAUUUAUUUUAUUAUUUGGUCCUUGUUAUUAUGAUUGUUGCGCGUGAUAUAGAAAGUAUUUUAGUAUUUGGAGACGUAACGUCGGAAAUCGAACGUCGACGGAAGUUUGUGCUUCUGAUAUCUACCGGAGCAAUAGAAAAGACUAUAAGAAACCUCGACGAUCAGAUAUAUUCUAGGGCGCGACACACUCACGGAAAAACACAGUGAUCUCUUAGUGAUUUAGUAAGACUAUUUAAAAAAAUUAUUUGUAAUCUAAUGAGACUCAGGCUGGUACCAAAGGACGCUAUUAAGUAAUCCGACUUUUUAGCCUUCUAGUUUGUAAUUUAAUACACGUAGAGCUGCUCGCGAGACAAUUAUUAUUAAAGAGAGUAAAACGUCGGAAAUCGUGACGAGACGUGCGACUACCUACGCGUCUCUUCGCACUGACGAAUGAAUUUUAACGCGUUCGAGAUCGCUAAAUCUAUGCAGAGAACGAUCGACCGAAAUCUGAUUAGUAUUGAUUGAUGUCGCGACGGUGUUUUGUCGAAUGUCUCGACAUCGAUCGGUUCCAAUGGUGCAAUUCAUCUCGAGCUACCGGUCUCGAACGCGUUAGACGAUUUCAACGAGAGAAGGGAAAGGUGAACCGAUCCACUGCCAAACGAUCCUAAAUAAUUUCGCAAAGACUGCCAUCGAUUAAGAGAUAUCAGUCAUUGGCGUAACUAGGUAGCUCAAGCUGGCCCCUUUUCGACAUCUAGCUUCGUAGAACACCUUACAUUAGAAAUUCAGAAAUCUCCAAAAUUUCCCUGAUAGGUUAAUAAAUCUGGGCCACAUCCGAGAAUCAUCCUAAUUACGCCGAUGUUAUCAGCCAUAAUUACGUACAAAUUACAGUUUGAUACGCGUUCGUCCCCGAAACAGACACUUAGAUUAGCACCUAAAUACCUUCUCGUGCACUUAGCCAUUCGCAACGAAUUCAUUCGGAACGCAUACACGUACACGCUAGUAGUUUCACCAGUAAUUUAAGCACCGAGUUGCAACUUUUCCUCGUCAAUUACGAACGCUAGGUAAUUAUCGUAUAGCGUAAGAACGCGGGAACGAGUUCUAUCCAGCGAACGAUCAGGACAACCUCGUACGAGAUGCGUUUCAAUCGGAAAACAUAACAGGAAAAUCCAUGAGGGAACUUUCUCGAAAGCCUCGAUGCUCCUCCAAAGAGAAUAGAUAGCGCUUCUUUCUGCGAGUCCUUCCCCUGCUGCACGUUCCUCAUUCUCAAAUCUCUUCUGUAAACCCGGCAAAACGAUAACGUGAAAGCUAUCGACAACGUAGACGUCUUUCCCAAAGGAUCAAACAACGUCGCUGCAUGUCGCCUUCUUUAUUUUUUUAAAAACCAAACGAUCUUUACUACGGGAAAUGGCGUUCGCAGAGGGAAGGAGGACAUCGGGUUUUAGGGUACGUUUUCACCUAAAUCAUCAAUUUUUAUUCACGCGACACUGACAUUUUUCUUCAAUUAUUUUCCCAUAGUAUAUUCCUAGAUGCCAUUAAAAGUCGCAAAUUUUUUUUUGUAACAUUAUGACUUUUUUGAACAUAUUUUUACGCAAUCUCGCUUGUAAUACUUUAUUCCCUAUCGUGACGCCAUUGCAAUUUCUCCGAAUGUUUCCGCACUAUUUUAUAUCGUGUACGUGACAAAAUUGCUGCUGUCGUGACAGCAUGACAUUGAGACUCGUAAUGUCCGCAAGGAUAAUGACAUUUGGAACCGCCACAUUAAAUGUGGUUUAUCGACGCACGAAAACGUACCCUAAGAUUAAAGAUCAUAAUAAAAAUAUCGUACGAUAUGAUGUCGGUAGUCGCACGAUUUUCUGCUCGCGAGGCGACUCGAUCACAGAGAAAGAUACAAACAGACAGACCAAGAAGAAGAUUCUGAAAGGAUAGUAGAGAGGACAGUGUUCUUACUAGGCUGUACAGGCUCUGCACAUGCUGGUACACGAUACAAAGGCAACUAUAGCUAUACAAUACCGUAGACUUAAGAAAGCGGACAAGCAUUAUUCGCGAGCGAUCCCGUGUAAAUAAACGAGGCAGGAAGCGAAAGGGAGAACGAGAAUGAGAAAAGCGUCCGGUGGUUUACCAUCGGUGUAGCAUACCUGUAUCAUAUCGUUAUCAGACUAUCUCGCGUGCAUGCGUGUGUGACGUGUUCCCUAAGCGACGAGCAAUGGACAAAAGAUACAGAGAAUGAAUUUAAUAUAUAUAUAAAGUAUAUAAUUUUUAAAUUAUUUAUAACGAGCUGCGCGUUGUAUAGCGCCGAUAGAGACUUAACGGGUGAAUAAGAGAGUGAGAUAGAAAGUGAGAAGGUGAUCAAAUGAGUUUUUCGAACCGUCUAACACGUUGAAGUGCACUAAUUUUCAAUUUAGACAAAAAGAUUCUGAACCUCACAAUUUCAGCAAUAAACUAGCGAAUCGAGGUAUAAUUUUUUAACGGAAAAUUUCACGCUUAACGUUGUGCUUUCAUCGAUAUUGGCACGACAUGCGUUAGUAUCUCCGAUAACGUAUGUUACGAUUGUUUCUACUAUGCCACUCAACGUGUUAAACAGGUUGUCUGGAAACGUUCCAGAUUCUCCCUUUGGCUUCCUGCUACUGUACACACUUUAGAUGCAUGUAGAGCGAAUACCUCACGAAAAAGAUAAAGAUCACUCUGUUGUAAAUAUAAUUUUAUAUGUACAAGCCGAGAAAUCAGGUGUGUGCGUAGGUUACUUAGCGGACACCACUAUUGGACACACGAUCGUGACGCGUUAUCCUCUCUCCCUCGAUUUCAAAUUCACUUCAAAUACACAAAAGUUACAAUCGAGACCAUUAGGUAUACGUAAAAAAUUUCAAAGUUAAUUUCUAGUCAAAAUUCUCCCGAUCUGCAAAUUUCAUUGGAGCUCACUUUUUCGUUGCUCGAACAUCAAACCGAAGGUAUCGAUCUAGAGGGACGUUCGAGGGUAACGAGUUCGCGUUCGAGGAUAAAGGUGAACUGUAGGUGGUAUUACAUGUACUUAUCGGGGGGGAUAGGGGGAAAACGAAAGCGCACGACCAGUCACAAUGUAUGAUCAAAGAUGCGUACAAUCAAAGAGUGCAGGGAGAGAAGAAUGAAAGAAGCGAACGAGUCGCGAGAACACGCACGAUGGAAUUAGAAUGGCAAACGCUUUUGUACGAUUUUACGUCCAUGUUAGUCAAACGUUUCUCGAGAUCGUUUUUUAUAUAUACGGUAUAUAAAAGUAUAUGUAUACACACAGAGAAAAACACACUCGUGUACAGUAGGUACGACGAAACCUAAUUUAUUAUCAUUGUUCUCAUUUCGAAGAAGACGGGGUCUUUUUAUACCCCCGUGAGGGUGAGAACUCUCGAGAGAAAGCGUCGAUAGUAUUCCUCGCGAGCGGAUAGUAUCGAGAAUAGUGUUCGUUCGCGAGAAACGUCGGCAGCUUCUGACGCGAGUUUUGAUACCCUUCGUACACGUACUUUGUCGCAAUCGAAUUGUUAUAUUAUCGAUAUUCAUGCAAACCGCGUAUAACGUAUUGAUUAUCAUUAUUAUCACUAUGCUGGGGAGGUGCUUGAUUUUCGCCUUUCGUUGUUUCGUUCCUUCCGAACAUUUCGUUGGCUGGCCAAUUGGCGAUGAAAGCACGAUGCGAUACAAAAGAGAAGGAAUAGCAAGAACGAACGAAAGGAAGAUUUCUUGUCCCUUUUUGAAAACGCGUAUACGAGUCGCGAGGUUAUUAUUUAUUGUUGCGUUCGAACGGGAGAACGGAGGGUUGUCGGCCCUCCUUUGCCCCUUUCUACAGUCUCGCUAAUCUUAGCUGCGAUUUAGCGAUAUAGGCAGAAAAAAACCAGACGACAGAAAACAUAGGCACUAGAGUACCUCGGAUGGUAACAAGUAGCACUCUUGAAAGUUAGCUUGCACGGGCGUUCUCCUUUUCCAUCGCGCCGUCUUGAGGGUGAAUCGGAAAGAAGGGUGAAUGAAAAGGGAAAGAUAGAAUCGAUCGUCGAAACGGGACGAAGGUCGUGAGGAAAUAAAAUAAGAAAAUAGAGCUCGUGAAAUCGGCCCGAUCGAUGGGGAGAACACCAGCUCGCAGAACAGGGUAACUAGCUCUAACAUCUAUCUCUUACAUCAUUUAAGAAAUGGAAAAUAAAAAAAAACUCUAUCACACUCGUUCACCUUAUGGUAUCACAGGUUCACUCUAAUCACGAAUGUCGGCCAAGGCUAACUCGAGACACUAUCACACCUUCGUACUAAUAAACGAUUUACUAUUCAAUUUCA
Molecule: messenger RNA, 5637 nt
Organism: Megachile rotundata (alfalfa leafcutting bee)
Lineage: Eukaryota; Metazoa; Arthropoda; Insecta; Hymenoptera; Megachilidae
Gene: pxb
Product: putative Hedgehog signaling attenuator pxb
Source: RefSeq, a predicted model, not a curated record